AUGAGUCAACAGCAAAAUACCGAGUCAAAGAUUAUAGCGAUACAGAAAGCUCAAGAUGCACGAUGUAAGGAAAUAACUAGAAUUUGUCGAAAGGCAGAUCAAAUCCAUUUACAAAAACGUAUGUUUUCUGAGUCCCAAGAGUUAAAACUGUUUACAGAUAUACAAAGGGUAAGUCGGUAUACUUAACACCAGUAUAAAUUUAAAAUCAGGCAUAUUGGCAAAUAAUGUUACUGAUAAGCAUGAUUAAAGAUAUACUGGUUACACAACGAAAUGCGAUAACGAUACCCCCGAAAUGUCUUCUACUUUUAACUGAUAAAAAAUGUCUUACUGCGCGCUCUAUAGUAACUUUAAAAUGAACUGACAUAGUGACGAUAAAUAAAUAGUGAUAAUCACGAACCCUAAGAUUAUGUCUGAUUAUAGUCCGUUAUGAGCGCUAGUUGUCUUUUCUUGACAACAGUUUAUCGAAGACCAAAUUUAUGUUCUUAUCGUAGCUCGUCGUUUAAUAAGUAUAUGUUUAAUCGUGCUGAUAAGCGACAAGUAUCAAUUUCAGGCUAAAGAAUCACAAGCCAGAGAACUUGCUGAAUUGGAGCAAGAGCAAAAACUCGCUCAAAUCAUGGCAGAUAUAAAACAUCAAGAAAUGGUUGAAUUGAAAACUAAGUAAGCAAUAUAAUAUUUUAAAUUUCAAUGGCGUUUCAAUUCAAAUAUAAAUAUCCAUAUAAACUCGUAGUCAAUUAAUACGUAACAAUUGUCUGGAACUUCGGUGUGCCGAGAAACAUAUACGAACAGCUGAAGCAACCAAAAUAAUACAAAACCAAAUAAAAGAAAAAGAAGCUAUAAAAAAAGAAGAAAAGGCCAGAAAUUAUUAUAGUGAUUUAAAAAUUAUAGAAGCUUCAAAAAACUUGGAUAAAUCGGAAACAGAAUUACAAAAUCGGAAAAAACAAAUGAAGUUAGAAUAUAAAAAUGCAAUUUUAGAGCAAAUAAGAGAAAGAGCUGAGAAACUAUUAAAUAUAUCACCAAGGACGCCAACUGCAGUUGAUUCUAUAAAUCCCAAAGAAAACGGUUUGAAGCAAAGAAAAGCAUUAGCGAAAGUUUUUCGAAAAGAAAAUGAUGAAUUAAUUCAAAUUAAAAACGAACGACAAGAAAACGAACGCAAAGAAACUGAAAAACAAGAUAAGUAAGUUGAAGAAAUAACUUUAUACCAUAAUAUUAGUACAUCGCUAUAAAUACAAUUAUUGUACUUUAACUGUAAUUUAACGUUUAUAGACGUAUUGAAGAAUAUUUAAUAAACUUGGAAAAAAGAAAAAAAUGCAGAGAAGAAAUUAAAAAAAAAAAGCAAGAAGAAAAAGACAAAAUCUAUAAUUUUUUAAUUAAUCUUAAGUUAUCGACGGUAAAUUGAUCAUCCAACUUUGUUUAAAAAAAAACAAAAUAACUUUAUAUUUUGUUUUUUUUUUUGUUUUUUUCUGUAGAGAAAUUCAUGUAAGGAUAGUGACAUUCAUAAUCAACCUAUAGACGAACAAAGAUUAAACGCUAAUUAUCAAGCAGCGAAACACGAGAAAGAAGCAAAAAUUCUAAUUCAGAACGAAAUGAUGAAUCAAAAUGAAAUACAAUUGCAUUUAAAAAUAGAACAAUUGAAGAAAGAGAAAGAAAUUGAUUUUAUAGAAUCACGAAAGGUAUCAUUUUUAUUCAGUAUUAACAUAUACCAUAUUAAACAUAGAUUUGUUUCAAGUUUUAAACAACUGUCUUCUUUGUUAUUAUAGUUGAUACUUAAUUAAUAUUAAUUGAUAUUUAACACAAUAUAACAAAAUAACAAUACAAUAUUGUAGUUAAUACCUUUUUCAACGUUUGUCCAUAUACUUUUAGUUCAUAAUGGCACACAUUUUGUAUUGCAUUUAUUUGCAGUCUCAUGCUACACAGCUUCAUAAUGUUUAUUCUUCCCCGUUCCUUUCUCUUUAAGCUUGUAGCUUAAGCCUAUCGGAAAUUGAUAAAUUGUCUUACAUACUUUACAAAAUUCGCUUACUAUAUACAUUUUAUCCUAUAUUUAAGAUUCUGUGUGGCGCAAGGAAUGUAUUAGUUUAGAAUGAUGUUUAUUUUUUAUUUUUAUUUUUUCUGUGGACAACUUUUCUACCAGCAAUUAUUCUUCGAUUUACAAUUAUAGCAAUUUUUGUAAAAGGAAAUCUUAUCGAGAAGGUACUUCAGGACAGUCAUUUUAUGAUUUUCCCAGGAGUUUUCCCAGUGAAUUGGAAAAACCACGAAAAACCAGGAAAAAAUGUAGGAAAAUAAUAAAAUAGGUACAAUAUUAGACAAAUAUCAUUAAAUAAAAUAUAUAAUGCCUAUUUAAUUAUUUUACCUUAAUACAAAAUAUAUAAUAUAGCAUAUUUAUAUUAUAGCUAUAUGAUAUAUAUAUAUAACAAUGAUUAAUCGUUUCCUACAGAUAUACAUUAAAUUUCCCCCGUAAUCUGCACAUUUUUUACUCAUAUUUUUAAUAAAAAAAGUGAUAUACUUCGCACGUGUGUGGAUUACUGACGUAGGCGAGAAGUAAAGAAGUUAGAGGGGAAAUUGAAUGUAAAACAAUAUCUAUAUGUAUGCCAUAUCGUUGUAAAAUAAUUAAAUAGGCUUUAUAUAUUUUCUUUAAUAAUGUACCGGUUUUCCCGUUUUUCUCAAUUUUUCCCCGGUUUUUCAGACUUUCUAGGAAAAUUCUUAGAAAAAUUGAAAAAUUACCUCUCUAUAGUACCUUCCUAGUUAGAUUUCCUUUCACAAAAAGUGCUAUCAUUGUAAAUUGGAGCAAAAUAUUGCUUGUAGAAAAGUUGUUGACAGGAAAAAAAUCAUCGUAUUUUAAAAAUAUAUUUCGAACAUUUUUCCAUUUUUCCUGAGUUUUUUUCGGUUCUUUUACAUUUGAUGAGAAAACUAAGAACAUCGAAAAAUAACCCCUCUAAAGUUCCUCCUUACAACGAUUUCCUAUCAGAAAAGGUACUACACUUAAAAAUCGGAGCUACCUCACGAAGUAAGUACAUUUUAAACACUAUAUUGUAUAUCUGUAUUAUGUAAGUUCAAUACAAGUUUGUAAUUAAUUUAUACAUUUUUAUUAUUCAUUUAACAAGAAUAUAGAUUAAUUAUGGUCAUCCAUAAUAUUAACAAAUAAACCUAUAUUUAUAAUUAUUACAGCGAAACGAGGUUAUUAUAAAGAAACUCAGAAGUCAGUACCCACUCAAUAUAAUGUAAUCAAACAUACCUACAUCUUUCCCGGUAGAGGAGCAGUUCUAAUAAAUUCCAGCAGGUAGAGACUUUUCCUUUCAAUCACAAAUAUUUGAUAGUAGUAUAUUAUUGAGAAAAUAUUUAAAAAUUACAUUUUUGUUAUCAAUUUAUCGGAAUAUACAUUUCAGUGUUCCACACUUCCACCAGUUAUCCUCUCAGCAAUCUGGUCAUUACCAAUAGAUGUUUGCACCGAGUCCAUAACCAUAAAAUCACAACAAGUUUUUCAUUGACGAAAUAUUUAAUUUUAUACUUUCUAUUAUUGAAAAUUAAACUGUAACGAACUCAAAGUCCUAUUGGGAAAAGUGGGAAAGUACUAAUUUUUUUGCCGCCCUUUAAAAUGGUACAAUAUUUUCCACCCUAGGACACUUGCCCCAUUGCCCCCCCCCUUUUGGCAUGACUCUGUAUCACCGUAUAAUAUUAAGUUUAUUACGAGUAAAAAAAUUGUUUAGUAAUCACUCAGUUUUCUCAAUGUGAAUACUAUAAGUGCUAGAUGAACUGCUAGAUGGUAAAUAACAUGCUCCUAUAAUAAAUUUAAAAUAGUUUCCUUAUUCACCAAUACAAAUAAUUGUUCAAAGUUAUCCGCUUGUAUAUAACUUCGGUAUCAAAACUUUUAUCUACUAAGAUACUAAUACUAAGCCACCUCCUGUAAUAUAUUUACUGUCUUAUUGCUCCUAUCCAGUGGCGGAUUUAAGGAUGGACGAAAGCGUUCACCCUCUUUUAACAGUUAUAUUAUAUUUGUAGUUGUAAUAAUAUGGGUUAAUGAUUAUUAUACAUCGUUGUUCAAAUUGCGGUUAAACCAAUUAUUAUGAUAUUCGACAGUAUUGAUACUUGAUUUUAAUCGUAUCUGAACCUUUAUUUAGAAUUUAUUGUUCAAAAUUAAUAGGAGAGAUUUUGGGUAACCCUUCAAAAAAAAUCUUAUAUCUGCCACUGCUCCUGUCUAUAUGAUGUAUAUUAUAAAGGUCAAAUUCUAGUUCAAAUUUGUUUUCUCUUUUCGCCCUUUAUUUUUCGUUCAACAUUUUGGGGACGAUUUUUAUUACUUCUUAUACAUUUUUCACAAUUUAUAUAAAAUAUUUUGAUAAAGCUAUUAAGCAUUACUCAGAAAGCAUCACAAAGAGGGAACUUAUUUUACUCUCCAAAAGUUAUUGUGUUUAAAAUGUUAAAUUUAGGUAUUUAUUAUUUUAUAAUUUUUCAUAAUGUUAAAAAUAACAUAUUUCAGUUGUGCUCGUGUUGUAUUUAUGUAUUUAUAUGUGUAUAAUGUAUAUAUUUAUAUGAAAUUUAUUUAAUAAAUUCAAAUUGAGUCAUUUGUCCACUUUUGUAUAAUUCAAUGUAUUCUCUAUUUUUUAAUUCACGUGCUUUUGAUUGAUUUUAGGAUAUUUUAGAUUCUGAGUGUAGCGAAGAAUGUAUUGGUUUUACAAAGAUGUUUAUUUUUUUUUUAUUUACUGUGUACAAAAAUUAUACCAGCAAUGUCGCUCCAAUUUAAAAUGAUAUCACUUUUUUUGAAAAAAGAAAUUUGACUGAGAAGGUACUUUAGGGAGGUCAUUUUUCAAUUUUCGCAGGAAUUUUCCCAGUGAAUGGGACAAAUCGUGAAAAACAGAAAAAACGAGAAAAUGUACGAAAUAUAUUAAUAAAACAUUACAAUUUCUGUAGACAACUUUUCUACCAGCGAUUUGGCUCUGAUUUACAAUGAUAGCACUAUUUUUAAUAGGUAAUCUGACUGAGGAGGUACUUAAAGAGGUAACUUUUCGAUUUUAUUAUAAGUUUUCUGAACAAAUAUGCAAAACCAGGGGAAAACAUGGAAACACCGGAAAAACUGUAUGGAAAACGGGAAAAUCAGUACAAUAUUAAACAAAUAUAAAUUGCCUAUUUAAUUAUUUUACCAUAAUAUGACAUAUAUAUUGUUGAUAAAGCAUUACUAUCAACUAGACUGCGCUUAAAAUCGAUUUUUCGUUAGCAAUGGUUUAUUGUUGCUCACAAGAUAUACAUUAAAUUACCUAUAACAGUGGCUGCAUCCGUCUCCAUUAUCCUAGGACGUAUUUUUUAACUUAAUACUAUUUAAUUUAAUGUAUACAUUAGUUUAAACUCCUUAAAAUAUGGUCAAUCAUUACUAUACCUAUUGAAGACGACUACAAUAAAAACUUUUAUUACAAAAUUCAUGAAAUUACUAUCGCGCAUUAUUUGUCCUAGUUAAUUCUAAAGUAAGCUACCCAUAUCUUUAGACGGAAUAGACUAUCAUCGGAAAUAUAGGUGUCAGUUAAAUAAUCACAGUAUUUUGUUAUUUUAUCAUGUUGAAGACAGUCAGAUAAAAAUCUUCAACAAUACAAUCGUCAACCUUUUCAGGAUUUAAAUACAUUCCUCGUUCCGCUCAGGAUCUAAAAUAGUAAGCCAAAAAGUGUAAUACUGUAGUGUGUCUACUUAUCAGUUAUCAAUAUCUUAAUCGUGAUUUUUAUACUGUGUAGCCAGGCAAAAUGUUUGCACAUUUCUCCAUCACGAUUGAAUUAAAUGAAACCAGCAUCCAAUUAUUACUGUAUCUGGACAAAUAUGUAUUUAUUAUUGAUCUAUGUAUUGCUUUUUUAAAAUCAACCGCCAUUUUAACGUAGUCCAAGUGUAUUACAUUUUUCAACAAUUAUUUUAAAUACGAAUUUGUAGAUUUCGAUCGAUUUAUUAACCAAAAAAAAAAAAAAACUAAUGGUAUAUAAUGUUCAUUUUCAUAAUCAUGUAUGGUAAACAAUUGUUUAAAAAAAUCUUGCCGACUACUUAAACGUAAAAUCCAUAUAUAUAUAUAUAUUUACAACUUUGCUCAAGAAACAUAAAUUUCUUUUACAAGAAAAUAAUAUUACAUUUUUAUUUGUAUUGUUACAUACUACAAAAUUUUCUCCUUGUGCAGUCUUAAUUUCAGCUGUGUCAAUAUACUAUACAAUAACUAUGCAAUAACAUUAUUUAUAUUUGUAGAAUUAGAACAAAGAACUUUUAUACGAACUUUAUAUAUAUUUUUACUUAAUCGUUUAAAACCAACUAAGUUUAAAUAAUGCAUCAUUUUGGACAAUUUUGGACCUUAAAUACUAAUUUUGUCGGUCUUGUAUGGACAUCUUCCAAAGCUGUUCGUUUCUAUAUUGUGUUCAUUAUAUGACAUCUAAUAUUAGAUUUAUCAUAAUAUGAAUCGUGAUUAUGUUCUCCAGCUGUAGAAAUAAACGAUUUGUUUUUGUCUGUACAUAACUUAGCACCACAUCUUUAACAGAUGGAAUCAACUUUUUUGUUUGUUCAACCAAAAUUAUAUUAAACGUUAUUAUAGAGCACCAUAUGACCUCCCCGUUUACUUUCUAAGAACUCCAUUUCAGUAAAAUAAUUAAUUAAUACAUUUUUGAAAAAAAAAGAGCAAAAAACGUUCAAUAAACUAGUUAAACAAAAAGCGAAAAAACAAAACUCGUACCAGUUACACCAAACCAGUUUCAACCUCUCAUAUAUUAUUAUUUCGAACCGACAGAAAGACAAAAACAACUAUUUUAAUAUAUAAUCAAUCAUAUUACAUAGUUAUACCUAAUCAUGGACAUUCUGUCGAUUUCGAAAAUCAAUAUUGUUACAGAAUACCUACAAAAACCCGACUGUAAAUAUAAUUAAACUAUAAUACAAAUGCAUACAAAUAGUGAAAAAUAUUUACGAAUUAGUGCAAAUAGUUUUAAUAAAUGGCUCCUAAAAUAUUGAACGUAAAACCACGGGUGAAAAUGGUACAUUUAAUUUCGAUGAAAAGAUAAAACGAAUUUAUCAAAUUCGGGCGAAAAGAGAAAGGUUAGUUUUGGGUUAAAUGAGACCAGCCAGUAUAAAAUGUUGUCAAAUAGUAUGAGGAGUUCUAAUCAAAACUUGGGCUAAUCGUCCCAUCUUCGAAGUACACGGAGACAACAGGCGACACCUUUGUGCAUGAUGAUGUAGCUUUGAUAGAAGAUAAACAAAAAGAAAUUAGCAAUAGGCUUAAGGAAUAGAGAAUAGAAUAUAAAGGAUAAGAAUUUAAGGAUACGUAGGAGUUUAAGUCGUCAGAGAGUAAGCUUGACACUUAAAAGAUAAAAUUACGUACUCCAUGUUUUAGUUUAUCAAAGAAGUUUAUUAAUAGAUUUAUAAUGUAAGUUUUGAUUAAAGAUAGUUUAAAAUCAAUAUGAAGGUCUUCAUUUAUUAACGAACAUGUCAUUUUAGUUUUUGAAACGGAGGCAAAAAUGUUGACUAUCCCAUAAUAAAACUAAAAAAAAACUUUUAUCUCAAUACAAAUAACCUUCUCACAUCAUUUUAUACUUGCUAUCAUAGUCAUAAACUCAUAAAUAACCCAUUUUUUGAAAAACAACAAUAAUAAAAUAAUAAAUAUUUAAGUAGAGGAAUACCUAAAUAUAUUACUUACUAUAUGAAGAUUUAGUUUAUUCCCCAUAAUAUUAUUUAAAUAUUACCCCAAUUAAUGUCUCAUUUAAGUUAAUAUGUAUAGAGUAAAAAUGUAAAAUUAUAAAACAUAAUGCAUGAAUCAAGCCUCGGUGGCAUAUGCCUCUCCUUUCCUCUCCAAAUGACGCCACUGACCCGGGCGCAAUUGAAAUAGUUCUUAAUAUUUUAGAUUGGAAAACUUAGACUUUGUUGAUGUAUUUUGGUUCAGUUACCUGAAAUGGGGAGAGCAUAGAACACAGAGGCCUAGACAAUUUAUACUAGAAAUUUGUUUGUAAAUAUUAAUUUUUAAUACUAAAUUUUAAUUUGUUUGCAAAUGUAUUAUAUUGGUAAUUUAUCCUCGUUUCAGAUAUUACAAAGCAACGAACAAUCGAAAAUAGCUGAAGCAAAAAGAAACAGUGAAAAACGGCAAGUUAUGAUAGAAUAUGGAAAAGAAUUAAAAGAAACUAUUGACCAAAGAAGUAUUCUCAGAAAUGAAAAAAAAAAACGUUUACAAGCGGAAGGGCAUAGGUAAUAAUAAUGAUAUAUUUUCUGUAACAAUGCUAGACGAUUAUAUCAUAAUAUCAUGAUAUUUACUUAAUCAUUUUGCCUUUAAAACCGUAUAGUUUUAUAAACAAUAAAUCAGUUGGACGAAUGUUGGAUAAUGUGUUAAAAGAUGAGAAGACGUGUCCAUGUGACUCAUGAAUCUUGAUAAUGCAUUGUGCAGACCGAUAAAAAAUGAAGACUAUUGUAUAAACCAUAAUUCAUUAUAUACCAUACUUAUUAUUAUGUAUUUUAUUCUAGCACAGGUUAAAACCCAAAAUAGUAAGAUUAUGUCAUCGUUUUUACGGAAUAAUGAAUAAAUUUGGAUAAAGUGUAAAAUUCCAUUACCCAUUACAUAUUUGUACGGGGAUUAUUAUAAAUACCUAAUAGCAAAUCUGAAAAUUCUGAAGAUAAUUUAAGAGAGUGGUAAACUGAAUAAAAAAGAGCUGAUACUGCUAAUGGGUGCCAAUGUUGUAUGUGGGUAAUUGGAAAGGUAGGAUACAUAAUGUUAUUUAAUUUAUGUAUAUCUGUAAGCAACGAUAAACCAUUGCUAUAAAAACUAAUCUAAGCAAAAUUCAUUUAUACAUGAUUUAAAAGGCCAUACCAUAAUAAAAACAAAAAUUACUACAUUACUUUCUACUUUCUUUUUUUUUACCUCUAAAUACAACUUAUACCACUGAGAUAUCAGGGGGUCGCUAAGCGAUUAGCACUACAGGUUUGACUGGAAAACUGAAAUUCGGCUUUGCGUUUUGAUACUUGAAAUAUACGAACUUUAUUUAAACCUGACGCAGUAAGAACAUUAGUAGAUAAGAUGGAAAGGUAUAAACUUGGAAUUGUAGCACUACAAAAAAUAAGAUGGAGUGACACUGGAUCAAUACGAUUAAAAAAUGCUACAUUAUUUUAUGGAACAUGCGAUAAUAAAAGAUUGGGGAAGCGGUUUCGCUGUAAACAAAACAUGCAUCAACUAUGUUAAAGAUUUUAAAGUAAUAAGUUCUUAAAUCACUGUGCUAAUGAUAGUAGCCAAAUAGUUCAGUAUAGCAUUUGUGAAUGUAUAUACUCCAACGGAGAAAAAAUAAGGAAUAGAAAAAGAUGAAUUUUACUCAUUACUUAAUAAUAUCUUGAAUGAAAUACCGGCAAAUUUCAAACAAAUUAUUCUAUACUCCUACCCAUAAUAGAUCAGUACCGUUAUUCGACCAAAACUCGUCCGAUUCCGUGCAUCCCCCAUCAGCCCACCGACAGCGUCCUAUAAUAGUCAACAGCGUUCCGGUGACGGUCAUCAACGCUUAACGAUAUGCACUAUGGGGCGUAAAAUAAACUGUAUACAGACUGCUGUAGUGAGGAGCCCGUUGUAUAUUUACAUGUACUCUAACUUUUUUAAUUUUGUAUUAUUUUAUUUGCGUUGUAAUAAUAUUUUAAAAAUGAAAGUCAAUGAAUUCAUCAAUGUGAACAAACCUGCCACAUAUUAUAAACACACACUUUAAUCACUCUGUAUAUAUGUCACAGCGCGCUACGAUUGCGGCACAUAGUGGGGAAAACGGAGCUCCAAACUGUCAAUGUCAGUCAUUCUGCAUGCGUGUGAAAGUACUGAUCUCUCAUGGGCCGGAGUAUAGGAGAUUUCAAUGCGAAAAUUGGAAAAGAAAAUUACUUUAGACUUAUAUUAGGUAUUCAUAGCUUACACGAAGUAUCGAAUGCCAAUAGAUGUAGACUAGUAGCCUUUGCUACAGAAAACGAUCUUAGAAUAAAAAUCACCAUGUUUCUAUACAAAAAUAUCCAUAAAGGUACUCGGUGAUCUCCCUAAUGGACGAUAUGUCAAUCGGAUAAAUCUUGUGUUAGUAAACUCAAGAUUUAUAAAUACAGUGCUAGACGUAAGAAGUGCACGAGUAGUGGACUGUGACUGUGAUAAUUAUGUUAGUGGUGGGUAUAUUGGAAGUUACAAUCAAAAGGGCACAUGGUUCAAAGAAAAUAGGAACUAAAGGGCAUUUUGAUGUUCAAAAACUCGGUGAGCCCACUAUUCAUAAUGUUUAUCUAUUACGAAUAGACAAAACAUAAGAUCCCAACAAGUAGGGUGGGAAAGUAACGAAAUAGAAGAAAGGUGAACAAAUCUGAGGUGUAAUUCAAGAUACAACCGGUAAGUAGACAAUAGGUAGAGAGAACUUUGAUUAAAGAAAUCGUGGUUCAAUAUAAUUUGCGAAGGAGCCAUACAGAGAAGAAUGAUCACAAAAAAUAAUUGGCCAAACGAUACGAAAAACACGGAUGACAUGGUACAUGACCAAACAAAGGAAAGCAAGUAAUAUUUUUAGUUGCGAAAAAAGAAAACAUGUACAAAAUUUAGUAAGAGAAAUAGAUCAAAAUUAUGCAAGUCAUAAAACUCGUAUCUUAUACAGGAAAAUAAAUGCUCUGAGUAAAAAUUACAAGCAAUCCGAAAUAUUUCUGAGGAACGAAGACGGUUCGUUAAUCAUGGCUGAUAAUGAAUUAUCAGAUAAGUGGGUUAGAACGCUUAAAUUGUCCAGAACCUGGGGAUCCAUUUCCAUUUGAUGAUUUCCAGAGAAACCUAACAAAUUGUCCAGCUCCGACAAAGAAGAGAUUUUAUUGCAAAUAAGGUUUUUAAAGAACCAUAAAACCCCUGGAGAAGAUGGAAUUAUCGGAAAGCUAUUAAAGAACAUGGGAAAUUAACUAACUAAAUACAUAUAUUUGUUGGUAAAGGAAAUGUGGGAAAAAGAAGUGAUUCCGGAAGAUUGAAAAAGGACAAUUAUAUGUUCAAUUUACAAGAAGGGUAAUAGGCAAAUGAGUGGUAAUUACAGAGGUAAAAUCCUUCUCAAUGUCACUUAUAAAAUAUUGUCAAACUCUAUAUUAGACAGGGUGAGAUGGACCGAAGAAUUACUAGGGGACUACCAAACAAGCUUUAGAAAAAAUAGAUCGACGAUUGACCAAAUAUUCAUACUAAGACUUAUCUUACAAACAAUGAGGAAAUAUAACAAAGAAGUUCACAUAUUAUUUAUUAAUUUUUAGAAGGCCUACUAUUGCAUGCAUUGUGAAUCUUUAAUGUCUAUACUAGAGCAAUAUGGUCUCCCACUAAAAUUAGUCAAUCUCAUGAUUACAGUAAUAAAAAUACAGGUAGGAAAACCACAGUCCUUAUCAACAGCAGCCCAAGUCAGAACGAGAUUAAGACAAGGGGAUGCAUUAUCACCGAUUUUAUUUAACUUAGCACUAGAAAAAGUUUUACAAAGCACUAGCUUUGAACAAAAAGGAUUACAAGUAGGUGAAACAAAGUUUGGACUACUGGUGAGUGCUGAUGAUUCAGUGUUAUUAGCGAAAAAUAAAGAGGAGUUCGUUGAACAAACUCAAGAAUUAAUUGAGGUAGCAAAAAUAGUUGGAUUAGAAAUAAACGUGAAAAAAACAGAGUACAUGAUAACUCAGAAGGCAAUUUCGCUGGAGGAUGUACAAACUCAUCUGGAAGUGGAGCAUAUAAAUUUAACAGUGUGCAGAAGUUCAAGAAACCUAGAUACACUUAUAACUCAGAAUAUACAAGAGAAAAUAAAAGCAAGAAUACGGGCGGGAAAUAGUUACUAUUUUGGAGUGAAUACGUCAAGAAUGUUGUCUAGGAGCCUAAAAAUAAAACUGUGUAGAACUUUUAUUAAGCCCAUGGUGAUGUAUGGGUGCGAAAUUUGA
Cinara cedri is the source of this 11856-nucleotide messenger RNA. The record is from the annotation of a GenBank genome assembly. NCBI's taxonomy places the organism in Eukaryota, Metazoa, Arthropoda, Insecta, Hemiptera, Aphididae.